Molecule: messenger RNA, 1811 nt
Organism: Chrysemys picta bellii (western painted turtle)
Lineage: Eukaryota; Metazoa; Chordata; Testudines; Emydidae
Source: RefSeq, a predicted model, not a curated record
UUAGACAAGCAAACAAUGACAGACUUUGGAGAUGUUAUCAAUGCUGUAGGAGAUUUGGGGCCAUUUCAAAAAUGGCUGGUGCUGAUGCUCAGCCUUGCAAACUUUCUAACGGCUUUUCCCAUGUUUGGCCAACUGUUCAUGGUUCUGGAUGUGCCUCAUCACUGUAAGACAAGCUGGAUCUAUGCCAUUAGCCCAAACCUGACGGAGGAACAGCAGCUGAACCUAACGAUCCCUAGGAACACACAGGGAUCGUAUGAAGAAUGCCUUAUGUACGCUCCUGUGAACUGGGAUAUUGACUCCGUCAUAGAAUACGGCCUUAAUGUCACUAAGAAGUGCCAGGAGGGGUGGGUCUAUUCUGCAGAACAAAACCCAACGUUGGUGACUCAGUUUGACCUGGUAUGUGACCGAAAAGAGCUAAAUGACAUCUCCCAAUCCAUUUACAUGCUGGGACUUCUCCUUGGAGCUGUGGUCUUUGGUUCCUUAAGUGACAGGAUUGGGCGGCGUCCCAUCAUUUUGCUUUCCAUGCUUAUAAUGGGGGCGUUUGGUGUUGGAGCAGCUUUUGCGCCAAAUUUCUACGUCUACAUUGUCUUGAGAUGUCUUGUGGGUGCUGCUGUAUCUGGAAUCUUUAUAGGCAUCCUGGCUUUAGGUACUGAAUGGGUUGGAGUCCCCUACCGGUCACAUGCAGUAAUUGUUACCCACUGCUGCUUUUCCAUUGGACAGAUGGUUUUGGCUGGCUUAGCUUAUGGCGUUCACAACUGGAGGUUGCUGCAGAUUGCUGGAUCUGCCCCUGUAUUUUGUCUUUUCUUUUACAUAUGGGUCCUUCCAGAAUCUGCUCGAUGGCUCAUGACAAAAGAGAAGGUAAAGGAAGCCAAAAAACUACUUCAAAAGGCAGCAUCUGUGAAUAGACGGACCAUCUCUCCAGAACUGCUUGAUCAGCUGACGCCUGAGAAGAAGGUUAAGUCUGGAAAUAUUCUGGAUCUUUUCCUGAAGAAGCGCCUGAGGAAAGUGACUUUAGUUAUGGCUUAUGUCUGGUUUGUGAACAGCCUGGUGUACUAUGGCCUGAGCCUUAACGUGGGGAGUUUUGGCUUGGACAUUUACCUGACGCAGCUUGUGUUCGGGGCUGUUGAAAUACCAGCUCGCUUCGGCUGUAUCUUCCUGCUGCAGUGGUUUGGGAGGAAGAAAUGCCAGGGCUUCUUUCUGCUGCUGGGCGGAGCCAUGUGUCUCAUCAUCACCCGCAUCCCCAAAGAUUUGCCGGUGGUGGUCACGACGCUGGCAGUGAUAGGGAAGUUUGCCAUCGCGGCCUCUUUCUCUAUCUCCUACGUGUAUUCUGCAGAGCUGUUCCCCACCAUCAUCAGGCAGACUGGUGUGGGGUUGUGUUCAAUGUCAUCCAGAGUGGGUGGCAUCAUCUCCCCUCUGAUUAGUCUCUUGGACAAGUACCAUCCCGCUAUUCCCAUGGCGAUAUUUGGAAGCACUCCAGUGAUUGCAGGAAUCCUCUGCUUCUUGCUUCCAGAGACGCGUGACAAAGAGCUUCAGGAUCACACGGAGGAAACUAAGGAGAGCCAGUGGUGAGUCCUCAGAACAUGUCUGCAGAUAUUUAGAUGUCCCUCAUCUUUUCACCCAUGGCUAAAUGGCACUGGUGGGGUCUGUUGCUUCCCUCUUCGAUGCUCUUCAAGGCAGCGUUGAGGCCUGACUUGUAGCUCAUGAAAAACUCUGCAAUGCACAAAGUGUUUGAGCAUUGAGGCGAAACAAGGAGCUGUCCUCAACUGAGCUGCCAGCUCUUUCAGAUCCAUCAGUGAAUGAAGUGCACAACU